Vicugna pacos (alpaca) is the source of this 1650-nucleotide messenger RNA. Lineage: Eukaryota; Metazoa; Chordata; Mammalia; Artiodactyla; Camelidae. The record is from RefSeq and is a predicted model, not a curated record.
CGGACUCAUCGGGCGCAGCUGGGCCAUGCUGUUUGCGGCCGGGGGCAUCCCCGUGAGGCUCUAUGACGUGGAUCCGCGGCAGGUGACAGGCGCCCUGGACAACAUCCGCUCAAAUGAAAUAGGAAAUGCUCAGCUUGAAGGAAGAGAAGCAGCAGAACGAGAGAGCAGCUGAGCUCCGCGCGGCCCUGGGGUCACAGGCACGGCCGCUCCGGGACCCGGCGGGACAGGCUCGCAGGGAGCAGGUCCUGGCAGCCUGCAGACACCUGCCCCCGCCCGAGCUAAGCUGCUGCUCCCCCCGCCGCCCUUCCUCCCCUGUCCACACUCGCGGGCACUGCGAUGCCAGUCUGCCCAGGGCCUCCCUUUCCUCCAGGAAAGAGAUGACGUUGCUGGCACAGUCGGGCUCCCUGAAGGGCGCGCUGAGCGCGGAGGAGCAGCUGUCUCUCAUCGGGGGUUGUUCCGACAUCCGGGAGGCGGUAGAGGGCGCCAUGCACAUUCAGGAGUGUGUUCCGGAAGACCUAGAACUGAAGCAGCAGCUGUUUGCUCAGCUGGAUGGAAUCAUGGACGAUGACGUGGUCUUGAGCAGCUCCAGCUCCUGCCUCCUGCCCUCCAAGCUGUUCGCUGGCCUGGCGCACAGGAAGCAGUGCCUCGUGGCACACCCCGUAAACCCACCCUAUCACGUCCCAUUGGUUGAGCUGGUCCCACACCCAGAGACCGCCCCCGCGACCGUGGACAGAACUCACGCCCUGAUGCGGAAGAUUGGACAGUCCCCGGUCAGAAUCAUGAAGGAGAUUGACGGCUUCGCUCUGAACCGCCUCCAAUAUGCAGUUAUCAGCGAGGCCUGGAGGCUCGUGGAGGAGGGCGUCGUGUCGCCGGGUGACCUCGACCUCGUCAUGUCAGAGGGCCUGGGCAUGCGGUACGCCUUCAUCGGGCCCCUGGAGACCAUGCACCUCAACGCGGAAGGAAUGCUGAGCUACUGUGACAGAUACAGCGAAGGCAUGAAACGUGUCCUGAAGACUUUUGGACCCAUUCCAGAGUUUUCCGGGGCCACAGCUGAGAAAGUGCACCAGGCCAUGUGUGUGAAAGUCCCAGAUGACCCAGCGCACUUAGCUGCCAGGAGGGAGUGGAGGGACAGGUGCCUCAUGAGACUGGCCAAGCUGAAAAGCCAGGUGCAGCCCCAGUGAAGCCUGCCCGCCUCCCGCCGCCCGCCGCCCCCUCGCUGGAGGCCGUUUGCUGGAAUUACGAGCACUUAGUCCAACCGCUCUGAGCGCGGGGCGCAGGGUGCUUGGUGGACAGAGUCCGACUUGCUCCCCACGGGUGGCGGGCACAGCGGUGGAGGGUAGGCCGUGGUCGCUUCCCAGCAUGCCCUGGGCUCGGGGCCACCACCGCACUCAGGUCUGAGGGCUUGAUUCCCUGCACUCAGACAAGCCAGGGGGACAAGUGGCUGAAGGUCUGACCAUUUAGUCUUAGUGUGAUUACAUGUGGCUACAUUUUAUAGCCAGUGAUUAUAGUUUCCAGUUACCUCAAUCAAGCGACGGAUCUUGGCAAUCAUCUCCUGAGCUCGUGCUGGUCCCUAUGGCCCAGCAUUUAUGAGACCAGCGCGUUCAUUUUCUUGAUGUUUAUUCCAAAUAAAAGGUUUUGAUCCCAUAGAGA